Stegastes partitus (bicolor damselfish) is the source of this 1845-nucleotide messenger RNA. RefSeq names its product Rho GTPase activating protein 36 (gene arhgap36). The coding region runs from base 187 to 1845 and encodes 552 amino acids. Gene Ontology annotation, biological process: signal transduction. The record is from RefSeq and is a predicted model, not a curated record. The transcript has 11 exons. NCBI's taxonomy places the organism in Eukaryota, Metazoa, Chordata, Actinopteri, Pomacentridae.
GUCAAACAUCCCGGCCGUUUGGAGUACCUGAACCUGAGCUGCACACACACUCACACACACUCACACACACUCACACACACACUCACACUCACACACUCCUGACUAAUGCUGCUGCUGGAUGGACCGACGGCGCUCACAUCAACUCCUCCAGCUGUGCACAUAUGAGAUCGACCUGCACCAGCAGACAUGCAUUUCUACUACGUGGGCGACCACACGUGGGCCACCAUGUUGGGGCAGAGCGUCCGGCUGCAGCCGGUUCCCAUCCAGAGCCUGUCGGAGCUGGAGCGAGCCCGGCUACAGGACGUGGCCUUGUACCACCUGGAGGAGAGAGACCUGGACUUCAAGAUCAGCAUCCCCAGAGAAAUACGCAAACGGAGAAAAUCUCUGCGCAGGAAGUUUGACUCCUUCUCAAAGGAAAAGAAAGAGCGAGAGUCCGCCCCCAAGGCCUUUGGCAUCCCGCUGUCCCAGGUCAUCGCCAACGACCGGGCCUACAAGCGGCGGCAGGACGCCCUGAAGGAGAGCCGGCGCGACUGCCUGGAGCUGGAGGCCAGCAUCCUGCGCUUCCGGGCCGAGAAGAGGCAGUUCUUCAACGGGAGCAAACCUCUGGGCAGCUCCUCGUCCAUCACGGGGGGAGGCCCGGCUUCGCCGUCCGCCAACUCGGUGGCGCCGGCGCCGCUGGUCGACGCCCAGAACAAACCGAUGUCGCCCACGUUCCUGGACAACACCGGCAGAGGACAGAGGAGGGGCGGUCUGUCCGUGGACUCCAUCUCCGACCUGGUGGAGAGCCAGUCCCGCCUGCUGGAGGCGCUGCAGCUCUCCCACCCGGCCGAGCUGGAGCUGAAGAAGUCUGCGGGCGGCGGCUCGUCGGAGGGCCGGACCCAGACCAAGCUGAGCCUGAACCCCAUCUACAGGCAGGUGCCCCGGGUGCUGGAGAGGUGCUGCAGCCACAUCGAGACCCACGGUCUUCAGACUGUCGGCAUCUUCAGAGUCGGGAGCUCCAAGAAGAGAGUGCGACAGCUGAGGGACGACUUCGACAUGGGCGUGGACGUCCAGCUGGACGAGGAGCACAGCGUCCACGACGUGGCGGCGCUGCUCAAAGAGUUCCUGAGGGACAUGCCUGAUCCUCUGCUGCCCAGAGAGCUGUACCCGGCCUUCCUGCACGCCAACCUGCUGCGAGGCGCCGACCAGCUGCAGUACCUGCAGCACCUCCUCUACCUGCUGCCUCCCUGCAACUGCGACACACUGCUGCGCCUCCUCACCUUGUUGCACACGGUGCAGGGCUUCGCUCAGGACUCCAUCGGGACCAACGACGAGGAGAUUACCGGCAACAAGAUGACUUCCGCCAACUUGGCCGUGAUCUUCGGGCCGAACCUGCUGCAGAGGGAGCGAGGAGGAGACGUGAGUCCUCAGGCGAUGGGCAUCGAGGACAGCACAGCCAUCAUCAGCGUCACGCUGGUGCUCAUCCAGAACCACAAGAGGCUCUUCACCGUGUCUGCGGAGCUGCAGCAGGAGGUUCUGAUGAGCCUGAUCCAGACCGACCCGGACAUCAUCGACUACCUGCUGCGGAGGAAACUCAGCGGCAGCCACCUGACAGUGGAGGGCAGCGGCGAGUCGGGCGGCCGCAGGGACACCGGGGCGUCUCUGGACUCGGUGGGAGCCUCCAGCGGGAGUCUGUCGCCGCUGGAGCCGCCGUCACCGCUGUUCCCUCCGGACGGCAGCGGCGGUGAAGGCAGCCUGACCAGCGAGGUGUUUCUCAACGUCCUCAAGCUGAACCAGAACAGGAAGCGGCAGGACUCCAGAUACGGUACUGACGAGUUGUCUGUGCAGCUACAUGUUGUGAUGUGA